Messenger RNA from Magnusiomyces paraingens, 1530 nucleotides. RefSeq lists its product as uncharacterized. The record is from RefSeq and is a predicted model, not a curated record. Lineage: Eukaryota; Fungi; Ascomycota; Dipodascomycetes; Dipodascales; Dipodascaceae. The coding region runs from base 1 to 1530 and encodes 509 amino acids. Gene Ontology annotation, molecular function: transmembrane transporter activity. The transcript has a single exon. Gene Ontology annotation, biological process: transmembrane transport. Gene Ontology annotation, cellular component: membrane.
AUGCUGGAAGCGGUACAAAUAUAUGAAUCUGAAGAAUACGAUACCAAACCAGUAGACAUGGGCCAAUAUAAUAUACAAUGGAAUCAAGAAAAAAAACUUCUACUGAAAAUUGAUCUACAUUUGAUUCCAGUAUGUGCGUUGUUUAUAUUUAUUUCUCUCUUAGACCAAGGAAAUAUUUUCACGGCAGAAUUUGACAAGAUGCAGUCAUUUAUUGGUCUUGAAGGAUCUCAAUUUAAUCAUUGUAUCAUGAUUUGCAUUGUCACUUAUGCUGUAUUUGCUGUACCUUCUUGUCUUGGCCUAAUAAAGACUUCACCAUCAUCUUGGUUAUCGACUAUCAUAUCUUGUUGGGGAGUGGUAAUGACAACAAUGGGGAUCAUUCAUGAUUUUACCGGACUAUUUUGGUCUCGGUUUUUUUUAGGCGUUUUUGAAGCAGGAAUGCUUCCAGGUGUCAGUUUUGUUCUUUCAAUAUGGUACAAGAAAAACGAGCUUCAGUUUAGGCAGGCAUUACUAACUGGGCUUGCUGUUUCAGCAAAUGCAUUUGGUGGGCUUCUUUCCUGGACAAUUUUAAUGAUGACCGGUGUGGGUGGAUUAGAGGGUUGGAGAUGGGUGUUUAUUAUUGAAGGUUCUUUAUCAGUUGUGGUUGGUGGUUUUGGGUACAUGAUCAUGUGCAACUAUCCUGAUACAUCCGACCUUCUUUCUUACUCUGAAAAAAAAAUAAUGAACAAAAGAGUAUUGGCUGCAGAAGGAUGGAAUAUGGAAGAGUUUGAGGAUAAUGAAGACGAUGAGUAUGAAGGGGAGGAAAGCGAAAUCAUGCAACUUUUUAAACGAUACAAGUGGAACGGUCUUGAAGGUUCACUAAUUGAUUGGCAAGUAUGGUUUCAUACAAUGAUAUAUAUUGCCAUAUCGGUUGCAAAGUACAGUAUCAAUAUUUUGUUACCUAGAAUACUGGGCUCUAUGAAUUUCACUGAAGAAAAGAUAAAAUUGAUUUCUAUUCCAGUUUUCACCAGCUCUUCGAUAUGCUCAAUUUUGGUAGCAAUAGCAUCCGAUAAAGUUGCUGCUAGAUCUCCCGCUUUGGUUUUGUCAUUUGUUAUGAUUAUUGCUGGGUUUAUUGUUAUUAUGAUUUCCGAAGUUCAUGAUACACGGGGUUCCGUUGCAUAUUCUGGAAUGUUUUUGGCUUCAAUAGGCGUUUAUACCGCAAUUCCUGCAUCUGUUACAUGGCUAUCCAACAACACAUUGUGUCAAGCUAAACGUUUGUUUGCGUUAGCCCUUCAAAUAGGAUUAGGUGAGCUUGGAGGGGUAGUAGCAACAUACAUUUACAUCAAUAGCAACACAUCUAAAUCUUUUGCUCACGGGAUGAUUAUUAUCAUUGCGUUUUCAGGUCUCAUUUUAGUGAUCUUGUUGAGUUUCAUUUACUUAAAAACAAACCGAAAACGCAUUAAAAUAUGUACCUCUGUUAUUGCAGAAAGAUUACCAAAUAUGGAUCUCGCUCUUGUUGGAGAUAAAAACGUAUUUUUUCGAUAUAUGAAUUAA